Molecule: messenger RNA, 2471 nt
Organism: Alexandromys fortis (reed vole)
Lineage: Eukaryota; Metazoa; Chordata; Mammalia; Rodentia; Cricetidae
Gene: Taf12
Product: TATA-box binding protein associated factor 12
Exons: 5
Biological process (GO): DNA-templated transcription initiation; RNA polymerase II preinitiation complex assembly
Cellular component (GO): SLIK (SAGA-like) complex; SAGA complex; transcription factor TFIID complex
Molecular function (GO): TBP-class protein binding; DNA binding; protein heterodimerization activity
Source: RefSeq, a predicted model, not a curated record
AGCUCCAAAAAGAAACAGGAUCUUGAUAAGCUCUAUGAGCUGAAGUCCAAAGCUCGGCAGAUUAUGAACCAGUUUGGCCCCUCAGCCCUAAUCAACCUCUCCAAUUUCUCAUCUAUAAAACCGGAGCCAGCCAGCACCCCUCCACAAGGCUCCAUGGCCAAUAGCACCACUGUGGUAAAGAUACCAGGCACUCCUGGGACAGGCGGUCGUCUUAGUCCUGAAAACAAUCAGGUACUAACCAAGAAGAAAUUACAAGACUUAGUCAGAGAGGUGGAUCCUAAUGAGCAGCUGGAUGAAGAUGUGGAGGAGGUAAGUUGCAUCUGGGUACCAAAGAUGAUAACAGCAUGCUGCAAACACAGAAAAACAAGUUGUUUACAGGAAACUCAAGGUCUGGGGGUCCACAGCUAGCGCCAGUGGAACAUGUGGAUCCCAGGAUUUGGCUCCGAGGAAAUCCGACCCUACAAAAAAGCUUGCACCACAGAAGCUCACAAACAGAGAAUGGCAUUGAUCCGGAAAACAACGAAGAAAUAACACAGGGACAGUCAGUGAAUGGACGACACGCAUUUGGAGAUACUUGAGCUGAGACCUCAGCCAUCUCAUCCUUGGAUUUUUUUUAAAUGCUUUACAGAGAAGCAUAUAUUUUUUAUUAACAGUGCAGCAAUAUCUAUAAUGACUGAGAAGAUCUGCCAAAAGAAUAAAGCCUCCUACCCCAACUUCUGGUUCCUUUUCCCUGCCGUCUCAAAGAGAAGCAGUGUAUCCUUGGGAGAAGACGUGGCCCAGUUUGUCUUAUAAAUGAUUGACUGUAGGCAGAGCGGUAUAUGCAGUCAUGUUAGGUGAGACAGUGUUAGCAAGGUUGUAGCGGGUUUGUCUGCUCCUUCCCCUAGUCCCUGUACUUUGUGAUGUCAGUGUUUAUAUGAAUAUGAACUUGAUUUGCUUUUCCAGAAUAAAGAACUUAUUAAUUGAAGACACGGUGCACAGCUGAGAGCCUCUGAAAUGCCAGCCAGGCCCAGCCGUCAGCAGGUGGCAGCACAGGCUCCGCACCGAUCCGUACAUUUAAGAAACAGGUUUUUUUUUUUCAGUUUUACUCCAAAGGAACAAACUGGCAGGAGUUGGAAUCCAGUUUCUCUGCCACCAGACAGGGUAAACUAGUCCUGAAAUAAACAAGCAUUCUAGUUCUGGUAAUGUCAGUGUCCCUGGGACUUUUUUCUUUUUUUUUGUUUGUUUGUUUUUGGUGUUUUGAGGCAAACUCUCAUGUAACCCAGGCUGGCGUCAUCCUUGAUCCCUCCCUCCUGCCUCUACCUCUCGGUGUGCUGACUACGGGUGCAUCCUCACACCCGGCUUUCUAGAGCCCUUUUGGACCGUGGCUGGAACUCCGUGGAAGAUCAUGAAGGAGGAUGUGAACAUCUUUGGGUACGGUCUGUUGCUGAGCGUCUGUCAUCAGAGGAAAGCAGACCCUGCUAGACCACAGGAUGUUCUCCCCAAGGCAUUGUCCUGCCCAUGCCCAGCACAGUCCUGUGGAUUGUGAGGGGUCCAUGGGCUCUGGGGAGGGUGGCUGCCCCUCUACCUAGGGACCACAGCACAGACACAGCUUUGUCAUCUUCCUCCUGAGGCUUGGUCUAAGAUGGGACAGUUUGUAGAUCUCUUGGGUGAGCAGCUCAAAACCAUUCAAAUGUCGCUGUUGUUCUUGGCUGAGGUGUCACCUGCAAAAGUACAGCCAGCUUCUUCACUGGUCACACGGACACUGAGCUCGGCCUGUGGCCUAGCACCAGGAGGAGGAUGUUGGAGGAUUUGACCUUCCCAGAGCCUGCUGCCACUGGGAGAUGCUCUCAAAGGAUGCUCUGUCAGUGAUGACAGACAACAGAAGGCUCACACUGCGCCCUGACUGGAACAAGACCCUGACUCCAGCAGCCAAGAAGGAAGUUUGAAGGACUCUUGAGACCUGUGUCGAGGACGGAAAGGGACAAGGCAAUUGGGGAAGUACAGUGGACAGAAGUGAGGUACUCACAGAUGUCAGUUCUUGAUCAGCUGUGUGACAGGUAGGUGGCUUCCUCUGUCUCAGUCCUACCGUCCUGUUAGGACAUUGAGUGGCUGUUCAGGUCCCUGUAUGCUGUGUCUGUGCCGCUACUAGGCAAGAGCCACAAUAGUGAAUUAAAGCAACCUAGGUGUGCUGACGUCAGAGAAAGACAAAUACGACAGAGACUAGAGUUACAUCUGGAAGAAGAGGGAAUGGGAAGGUGUAGCCUCGGGUUCCAGCAAUGAGUGGGUUUUGUCCAGAAGUAACAGGAGCCAUUGAAGCAUUUUGUACAGUAAUAGAAUGUGCGAAGGCCCAGGGGUCUAUAGAAGGCGGUGUACCUGAAGCUAGGGAUGUAGUUCAGUGGUAGAGCCCAUGCUUAAUAUAGUAAGGUCCUGGUUUCAAUCCCAGAAAUUAAAAACAUUUAAGAAAAAAAAAAGUGUCAAGAUGGGACUCACCA